CACACAACAACACCCAGCAACAGCAACAAGCGGGUUGGGCAGUUGGGCAAAGAGAUAUCCACGCGGUGUAUGAUACCGAAUGCAGGCGUACUGUCGAUCAACUUUUCCAACACGAAACUCUAGGAUUUUCCAACACGAAACUCUAAGAGAUUACGACGACAUCAACUGAGGCAAGGGUGUGCAUUUUAGUUUUUCCUCUUCCUCUCUCUGGGCCCGAAGUAGGUAUGUCUGAAGGGGCUGAUUACGACGGUCUGAGCCUGGCCGAGGCGAUACGACAAUUGAAAGAGAAGGAUAGACAGAUCGCUAAGCUCGAGGCGGAGUCGUACAAAGGAAGUGUUCAGGAGAUGCUUUACAGCUUUGGUGGGAUCCCUGAUAUGCCAGACAUAGGACUGCCUCCUCACCAACACUCCAGACCUGGUGCUCCAUUCUCAAUUAGAGAGGACUUUGUCACGCCGGAGGAUCUGAACUUUACGAUCCGCGUGAAGCAUCAAGAGGAACACAUCAAGUCUUUUUUGGGUUACAACCAUCUCGACUCAAACUCUGACGGUACAACAACCCUUUCCUACCACAACGAGGCAACGGUUGCCGCCUAUGUGGAUGGCGUGGUGAAAAUGUGCUUGAAGACGUUGGGAUAUUUCGAAAACACUCGCGUGUUCAAGGAGAUGACACUUUUCUCCCUACGACCUGAUUUGAUUGUGGUGGAACACCCAAACGAGGGAAUAAUUUUGGUGAUUGAAGUCAAGAUGCCUGGUGAGGUGCUGUUUAAUCCCACGCGAAUUGCGGAGGAAGUGGCGCAUUCUCUAUUGCUUCAUUUUGGCUAG
This is a messenger RNA of Seminavis robusta, 821 nucleotides long. NCBI's taxonomy places the organism in Eukaryota, Bacillariophyta, Bacillariophyceae, Naviculales, Naviculaceae. The record is from the annotation of a GenBank genome assembly.